Vanessa tameamea is the source of this 1313-nucleotide messenger RNA. Its product is annotated as CKLF-like MARVEL transmembrane domain-containing protein 4. Gene Ontology annotation, cellular component: membrane. Lineage: Eukaryota; Metazoa; Arthropoda; Insecta; Lepidoptera; Nymphalidae. The transcript has 4 exons. Bases 434 to 967 code for a protein of 177 amino acids. The record is from RefSeq and is a predicted model, not a curated record.
ACAGUUUUUGAAGUGAAUCUGACUGAAUUCUCACGCAACGAAGAUGUUUUUCAUUACAAUUCGAGAAUCGUUGAAAUGUAUUGUUCACCUCAUGCAGUCCUUUAGUUGCGAUUGAUCGAUUAAAAAUGUAUAUAUAGAGUUGAAAUUUGUUUUUGUGCUACGUAAAUAAAUUUUUUAAUUAGCUGUUUUUGACUUAUAAAAAGCGUCAAUCUUGCGACAAUCGUAAUGGGUUAAUUCUUCGCGUUGGUUAAUGGCAAACACUGUAAACAAAUCAUGGCUAGCUAUUUAAAUAUGUGAGUCAGAGAUGCAUUUAACACAUUUCGGUAUUGGUUCAUUAUAUAGUGUCAAGGAGAGGCUGUGACUACUUCGUUAUCUGGAAUCUAUUAUCUUGCUGCGGAGUUUAAAUCGAAAUCCGUAGAAUAUAAUUUUAACCAUGGCUUCUCCGCAAAACCAACACCCUCAGAGUAUGGGAUCGACAAAUGUCAUAUUCCGAACUGAUAUACGCUUUGAUGCAAGUUAUCUGAGGUCCACACCGGGAAUUUUUAAAGCAACUGCUAUCGUCCUCAACCUUCUCGGCUUCAUUUGCAUACAAUCAUCAGCGUUCUGGUCGAACGGACGAGGCGUGUACUUCAACGUUGUCGCACAUUUGGGUCUCUGGUUCACCGGUAUCUUGCUCGUGAUGUAUCUUUUCCACGUGGUUGAGAAAUACCACAACUUCAUGUGGCUGAAGGUUGAGAUGAUCGCGUGCGGGAUAAUCUCAUUCCUGUAUUUGAUAGCGUCUACUAUCGUAGUUGCUUUUGGAUCGGCCGCGUAUUCCGCUGCUGGGUUCUUCGGUUACCUGGCGAUGGUUCUAUACGGCUUCGACGCAUUUCUGAAAGGUCGGGCCAUAAAGGCUGGGGAGCUCGCACAGGGCUCUUUCGUGCACACCAAACAGACACAUGUCACCACUCCACCUGCGCUGCCCUAACGCGUGACGUCACCUCGGUAUGACCACUCCUCAGACACCAGAUGCUCAAACACGUAGCAAUUGAUACUAAGAUCAAAUUGUAAUUUAUUUUAUUAAAAAAUGUUCUUUGUAUGUCUACGUAAUUUGUAAAUAUAAUGAAUUUUAAUUUAUGAAUUUCAAAGGCAAAAUUGAAUAGACACGCGCGUUCCAUCUUAGACAAUAGUUACCAUCGGGUAUGAUUGUAGUCAAGGGUAUGUCUAUUCCAAAUUUAAUGUUAAAAAAAAAUCAUUAAGCCCUCCAUAUCAAUUAAAAGUUUCUAAAAAAGUGAAAUGACACCUUUUUUCCAUCUAAUUAUUUCGUUGCAAUU